AUGUACCUUCACCGCAUGAAUUAUAUGGGGCAAUACCUGGAUCAAGAUUUUCGUCUAGUCACACAACCUCCCAUCCAUCCAUGCUCUUGGCGAAGUGAGACCACAGUCCGUUUCAAAAACGGAGCAGGUCAGAGCUUGAUGGCCCAUCAAUGCCGAAAGUUGGACGAAACUGUGUUUUUGCUCGGAUGUGAAGGUUACCUUGUUUCUCCACGAAAGAUGCGCCUGUUCUUGUGUGAGCAGACAUGUGGUACGAGAAGUCCACCUUGCAUCAGAGUUGCGCAAUACGGCGCAAGAAUGGAGACUUUGAAAAUGGCAGGUGAAUGUACGGAGUAUCGCGACAGAAAACCUGGCAGUGAGACGGAGUGA
Pochonia chlamydosporia 170 is the source of this 366-nucleotide messenger RNA. RefSeq lists its product as hypothetical. The record is from RefSeq and is a predicted model, not a curated record. The transcript has a single exon. The coding region runs from base 1 to 366 and encodes 121 amino acids. NCBI's taxonomy places the organism in Eukaryota, Fungi, Ascomycota, Sordariomycetes, Hypocreales, Clavicipitaceae.